UUGAUUGCGUUCACCGACAUCGAUGUUGGAAGGAUUUCUGGCAGAAUAAUUUGAUUGCAGCAAUCAAAAAUUGCUUUAAUGAUUUGGCGGAGUAAAUAGCUGAUUUUGGGAUAAAAGUCUUGGAAUUACGUUUUUUUCUUUACUGACAUUCAGGGACUGAAAGAAAGCAAUACGUUCUGUGUGUUUAGGUUUAAGAGAUUUAACAGAUGAAAAUCCCAGACUUCACGGUGGCAAUAAAGGUAAAAAACCAAGCCGCAUUGCGGAAUAUAAAGAAGUAAAUUUCUUAACUGCUGAACGCUGAUUGGUUAAGAAGUUGUUCCAUUUGACAAAUGGUGGUUACUUAAUCUCCCAGCCUUUUAUUGUUAUCAAGCCAUGUUUCAUAGUUGUCUCCUUUUUAUGACGAUAUUUUCAUGACAGCUGCUUCGAAAAAAUAAAAAAAACGAGUGCAUGAACAAUGCCUGGAAGAUGAAUGAGCCGAAUUUUGAAUUUUGUCGUGUCACAUACACUAAAGAAUCGUAAAAGAGUCUCCGUCUUUUGUUUGAUAAACGGGUUGUAAAUUAUUUCACCUGUUUUUAAAGGGAAAAAUAUUUUUUCUUCGGGGAUUAAAAGUAUUAAGCUUUUUCGUAAAAUGUGAAUCUCUCAGCCUCGCUUCAACUGUGUUUCGCCUUGUAAUGCAAUGUUUGAUUGAUUUCUGGUCGAUGCCGAGACGAUGGAGUAAGUCGGAGCUAUUAAAACAAAAUGUUGCGUGCACAGAAGUGAAUAUGGCAGCGCUUGUAGUAGUAAACUGGGAAAAACCAUUUCCGCGGUACGUUUUAUAGAUUAGAUGACCUAAGGCGAUAAGAAAAUGGAUGUAAAAUCUCGCAAGCGAUUGAGAUCGCGGGGCUCUGUUCGUAACUGGCGCCUUAAAUGCGCUGCAUGUUCUUUCCAAUCAGCGGCCUACCCGAUAAUAGCGUUUUCUGUACUUUGGCGUUUAUAUAUCAUUACUUGAUAGUUUCCUACUUUAGUUGGUCAUUGGAGCUGGGUGGAUGUUGAUCUGAGAGAGAAGUUUCGUCGACUCAAAAAUAAACAUGGAAAGCUUAAACAUCACGGAAACCGACUGAGAAAAGCCUUCAACGACAAGAAGUCCUCCUACGUUGGCAAAAUUUGUACAAGAAGACGAACUCAGGAGAGAAACUCGAACAAAACGGACCACAAAAGGACACCAAGAAAACUGCUUCCCAAGGUUUCAGAUUAAUUCCUUACAUCUGUUGAGCGUUCAAGAGUGAGCACUUGCCUGAAUCAACGUAGCGAAGAGUUUAAAUUUCUAGAGUGCGACAGCAAAGAGAUUUCACAGGACACCGGCAACGAAGAGACGAACCCAAACUGCGAGUCGCUUUGAAGCGUUCUACCUGACUGGUAUCCUUCAAAUGUAAACUGAGGUGACCACAAAGGGGACAAUUAUUCACCUUAAAAGCAUUUGACGUCAAAAGUGAAGGUUUUUUCUUAGUAUUUGUGCAGAAGUCUGACAGCGUGGCUUGUUAAUAGCUGCCGAGUUGUACCAUUGGAUAACAUAUCUACGUCCCAGUGUUUACACCAAGACACGACAUUUACACGACUCUCGAGCGGUCCGGAGUAGAACUGAGCACACCUUUGUUGAGCACCAUUCCUUAAAAGUACUUCUCUGCUAUCAUUGAAAACGUGAGCUCUUAUUAAGAGACAAUCUGUAAUUGAAGAAUCCACUUGGGUAAAGGUUAACCCGACGUUGUCACACAGUCCUGAUUUUCAAAUAACUGCGAUGAAAAUGAGCAACAGCACGAACCAAACCCAGGAUCGAUGUCAGCAAGAAAUUCAACGCGACUUCAUUUUGCAAACAGCGUUUCUGAUCCUGAUCAUGGUGGUAACAUUCCUGGGAAACUUCAUGGUGUGCUUGGUCGUGUACCUCCAUCGAAGACUGCGCACCGUCACCAACUACUUCAUUGUGUCAUUGGCCGUGUCCGACCUAUUGAUUUCCGUGUUGUUGGUGCCCUUCCGAAUCCACCAAACAUUACACAAUGGCGUCUAUUGCCUUAACACUGCGCUCUGUUGGACUUGGCUCCUUACAGAUCUGACCUGUGCAUGUGCAUCAAUUUGUAACCUGGCAGCCAUCUCUGUAGACCGGUACAUCGCCAUUGUCCACCCGUUCAGGUAUCAUUCCCUCAUGACUACAAGAGUUGGGUGGGUGAUGAUUGCAAUGGUGUGGACCUACUCAGUAGCCUGGGCGAGCCUCUCCUCGUUCAACUGGACAAACUUCGGUGAAGAGCACAUCUUCACCGAUCAUGUAUGUCAUAAAAAGGACAAAAUAUUCUACACCGUAGCCACGACCAUGGACUUUUACGUGCCACUCCUGAUUGUUUUGAUUAUGUACGGACUCGUUUUCCGUGUGGCGAUGAAUCAAGCCAGAGCUGUAGCCUCCUUACAGCCCGCCUCUAACCGAGACAGACGCGGUCGAAGAUUUUCCAUAAACAUCGUUAAAGAAGUGAAGGCUGCGAAGACUUUAGCCAUUGUCAUUGGAGCAUUUGUCAUCUGCUGGUUCCCGUUUUUCACACUUUUGCUGAUCAGUUUGUGGAAACUUGAAUUGUUAAAACAACUUUCUGAACAGACCCUCCUGGGGUUGCGUGGCACGUUCAAUUACGUCCUGCCAACAAUCAACAGCACUUUGAACCCAAUUAUAUACGCCUUGUUUAACAGGGACUUCAGGUCAGCAUUCUGCCGAUUGCUCCAGAGGACAUUUGGUAGCUCAUGCUCCAGAUCUAACAACAAUUCAAACGUUGACGAGUCUCAGUAUUCUAUGAACAUUGCUGUAACUAACGCAAGCCCUAAGGGUAAGCUAACGAAGAACGGAACUGCGAAGAAGACUAAAUUCCACGAGGUGUAUGGCGAGGAGGAAGCAGGAGCAGCGGAGGAACCAAAGCCUGUAGCAACGAAGAGACGAACCCAAACUGCGAGUCGCUUUGAAGCGUUCUACCUGACUGGAGCUCUUAUUAAGAGACAAUCUGUAAUUGAAGAAUCCACUUGGGUAAAGGUUAACCCGACGUUGUCACACAGUCCUGAUUUUCAAAUAACUGCGAUGAAAAUGAGCAACAGCACGAACCAAACCCAGGAUCGAUGUCAGCAAGAAAUUCAACGCGACUUCAUUUUGCAAACAGCGUUUCUGAUCCUGAUCAUGGUGGUAACAUUCCUGGGAAACUUCAUGGUGUGCUUGGUCGUGUACCUCCAUCGAAGACUGCGCACCGUCACCAACUACUUCAUUGUGUCAUUGGCCGUGUCCGACCUAUUGAUUUCCGUGUUGUUGGUGCCCUUCCGAAUCCACCAAACAUUACACAAUGGCGUCUAUUGCCUUAACACUGCGCUCUGUUGGACUUGGCUCCUUACAGAUCUGACCUGUGCAUGUGCAUCAAUUUGUAACCUGGCAGCCAUCUCUGUAGACCGGUACAUCGCCAUUGUCCACCCGUUCAGGUAUCAUUCCCUCAUGACUACAAGAGUUGGGUGGGUGAUGAUUGCAAUGGUGUGGACCUACUCAGUAGCCUGGGCGAGCCUCUCCUCGUUCAACUGGACAAACUUCGGUGAAGAGCACAUCUUCACCGAUCAUGUAUGUCAUAAAAAGGACAAAAUAUUCUACACCGUAGCCACGACCAUGGACUUUUACGUGCCACUCCUGAUUGUUUUGAUUAUGUACGGACUCGUUUUCCGUGUGGCGAUGAAUCAAGCCAGAGCUGUAGCCUCCUUACAGCCCGCCUCUAACCGAGACAGACGCGGUCGAAGAUUUUCCAUAAACAUCGUUAAAGAAGUGAAGGCUGCGAAGACUUUAGCCAUUGUCAUUGGAGCAUUUGUCAUCUGCUGGUUCCCGUUUUUCACACUUUUGCUGAUCAGUUUGUGGAAACUUGAAUUGUUAAAACAACUUUCUGAACAGACCCUCCUGGGGUUGCGUGGCACGUUCAAUUACGUCCUGCCAACAAUCAACAGCACUUUGAACCCAAUUAUAUACGCCUUGUUUAACAGGGACUUCAGGUCAGCAUUCUGCCGAUUGCUCCAGAGGACAUUUGGUAGCUCAUGCUCCAGAUCUAACAACAAUUCAAACGUUGACGAGUCUCAGUAUUCUAUGAACAUUGCUGUAACUAACGCAAGCCCUAAGGGUAAGCUAACGAAGAACGGAACUGCGAAGAAGACUAAAUUCCACGAGGUGUAUGGCGAGGAGGAAGCAGGAGCAGCGGAGGAACCAAAGCCUGUAUAAACAAUCGUCUGCCUCGUACACUGACCCUAAGUUUUUACGAUCGACGAUUCUAAUUUUGGAGAAGUCUACUUCAGAAUUAAAGGAAUUGGGACUGAAGGAGAUAAAGCUUGACGAGGGCCUGACCUCGAAGCUUGACGCAUCACGAGGCAGUUGACUUGCCCAAGUUAUCAGUAAGCCGCCUGUAAGAAUUCGUACUGAACUUUUGACGCAUCAUGGACAGAGAUCACGGAAAAAAUUCUUGGCACCUAGAAGAAGACUUAGUGAAUUGUUUCGCUCAUCGAACACUAAUUAAAAAGGUAUAAAACUUUUGCGUUCCUAACGUGGUUUGUUAUAGGUUCAUAAAAUGGCGUACCACAUAAAGCAGGAGCACCUUGAUGCUUAUAGCGGAACAAUUUCAAGAAGAUCUUGCUAUGCUGUCCAUAUGAGAUUGUUUUAAAAUGUAAAUAGGACUUUCGAUCGGUUAUAAAUAGCUUCUUGCAGUCUGGGAAUACAGAUACAGCGUCCUAGGUGCAAAUGGUGUCCCCACUUUUUUUUUUUUUUUUUUAAAGCCAAAUACCCUUUGACACUCAGAUAAAGUCUUUUAUUAAUCUUGUUGAAUGCCCCAUGCUGACAGGAGUGACUUAAUCACGGUGGUCCCAGACUGCUGGAAGAUACCGAGCCAGGAAUCGUAUGCAAAAGUUGACUGGAUAAGAUAAUUACACUUAGUAUAACCAUAUGGUAACAUCACGUUUAGUUAACUUCAUUCCACUACCGUAAUUGAACGUUAACUGAGUGAUGCUUCGGUUGUCGCCUUGCUGGCGCGCCUUUCUUUCAGAGCGCGAAAAUUAAAUUAAAUAAACAAACACAACAACAACAACAACAACAACAACAAAAAC
Orbicella faveolata is the source of this 5124-nucleotide messenger RNA. RefSeq names its product D(1) dopamine receptor-like. Gene Ontology annotation, molecular function: G protein-coupled receptor activity. The record is from RefSeq and is a predicted model, not a curated record. Gene Ontology annotation, cellular component: plasma membrane. NCBI's taxonomy places the organism in Eukaryota, Metazoa, Cnidaria, Anthozoa, Scleractinia, Merulinidae. Gene Ontology annotation, biological process: adenylate cyclase-activating adrenergic receptor signaling pathway; positive regulation of MAPK cascade.